AUGUCGGGCCGUGUCUCCGCGGCAUCGAGGGAUGUAAAUUCUACGCUCGAUGCGUCCGAGCGUCGCGCUCCGUGCACACUGACGGUGACGAGUGACCUCGUUGGGGAUGUGGAGGUGGUCGACUACGAGUCUGAUACUCCUUUACCUGAAUGGGAUUACGAGGAAGGCGAGCCGCACCAGCGGCGUGAGACGAGCCCUGCUCACGCCUUGCGGACCCCACGUCCGUUUCCUGACUACUCGUCACCUGAGGGACGUGGUGUAAUUACCAAUGACCUCAAUGAGGCACAGAAUCGGCCGCUGGAAGCUGCCCGUAAGGCGGAUCUGAUGCGCGCUCAUCCACGGCCGCUAUGUGACAGCGAUAAUGAGGUCAAAGCACAGGCACGCACAGUAUUUGACUUGCAAUCUCUUCGCAAAACACAGAAACAACAAAGCAUCGAACUAUGCAAUAUCCAUCUAUGA
Molecule: messenger RNA, 459 nt
Organism: Plasmopara halstedii
Lineage: Eukaryota; Oomycota; Peronosporomycetes; Peronosporales; Peronosporaceae
Exons: 4
Coding region: 1-459 (152 amino acids)
Source: RefSeq, a predicted model, not a curated record